GAUGGCGGGAUAAGCAAUUGGCGAUUUGUCAGCUCGAGAAAAACGCGAUGACGUCACAUGCGACUGUGUUGGCGCCAGAUUUGGGCGCGCGGGAGAAAGAGUUUGGAGCCGCUUCUGUCAGUAGGAGCGGGAGAGGUUGCAGUCAUGCCGAUACUAAGAUCAAAAAAGCUUUCUCAGAGCUCUGAGAGCCUGCCAUCUUCAUCUCCGGGUGUUCGUGGGAGACGAGCAGGGUCACAGUAUUCCAGCCCCACCUAUUUCCGUGGAGAGCAAGUUGCUGAGCUGCUGGUCGGACAGGACGCCGGCUUUGAUGAUAUAUCAAGUGAAUCAGAGUCGGACACAGGGAGUGACUUUGAGGAGACAUUAAAGAAAGGGAAGAAGCAAUUGCCUUCCAUUAUACAGCAUGCACCGUCACCUAAGAGACCAAGGCCGACAGUAACUGAGAAGAAAUUAGUUGUGAAGAAGUUAAAGUCUAACAGACAGCAAAAAGUUAGUCCUGUGUCUCAGUCAGAAAAUCUGCCAAAAAGUGUCCCACAGCUGUCCAGGAGACCAAGGCGAGUACUCGCAGAGUCUAACCAGUCAGUGGGAAAAGAAAAUGAUGUGCUGUGUGUUGACCGUGUUCAGGAUACCAGUAAGAUGUCUGGGAUCAUCAGACUCCCAAAAUCUAAUACACAGCUUUCAAAGAGACCAAAGCGAGUAUUGGCAGAAAGUAAUCAGUCAACAGGAAAAAAAAGUCGGCAGAUGUGGCAGGAUAGUGACCAAGAAGUCAGCGACCUGUCUGUGACAAUUAAACAGCCUAAAGCUGCCUUGCAGUCAUCUAGGAAACCAACACAGUCAUUAAUGUUGAAAAGUUCCAUUGAAAGACAACAAAAAGAAGCCAACAACUUAUUUGAAGCAGUAAAGUUGGCAAAGAGUGCCAUGCAGACACUAGUUGAUGAAUGGUUGGAAUUUUAUAAGCAGGACAGGGAGACUGCUUUGCUGGAGCUGCUCAACUUCUUUAUCCGCUGCUGUGGAUGCAAAGGUGUCAUUACUUCAGAGAUGUUCCGAAAGCUUCAGAAUGCAGAGAUAAUUCGGAAGAUGACGGAGGAGUUCGAUGAGGACAGUGCUGAUUACCCUCUGUCAAUGGCUGGUCCUGUAUGGAAGAAGUUCCGGCAAAAUUUCUGUGAAUUCAUCGCUGUGCUGGUGCGUCAGUGUCAGUACAAUGUCAUUUACGAUGAGUAUAUGGUAGACACGGUGAUUUCCCUCUUGACUGGACUCUCCGAUUCACAGGUCCGUGCCUUCAGGCACACCAGCACACUGGCUGCAAUGAAGUUGAUGACAGCUCUGGUGGAUGUGGCCAUGAAUCUGAAAGUUCACCAAGAAAACAAUCAGCGUCAGUAUGAUACUGAGCGGAACAAGGCAGCAGGCAAGAGGGCCAAUGAUCGCCUGGAGAUGCUGCUACAGAAACGCAAAGAGUUGCUGCAGAAUCAGGAAGAGGUUGAAAACAUGAUGAAUGCCAUCUUUAAGGGAGUGUUUGUCCAUAGGUAUCGGGAUUUGAUUGCUGAGAUACGUGCCAUCUGUAUGGAGGAAAUUGGUAUAUGGAUGAAGCACUACAGUGACUCAUUUCUUAAUGACGGCUAUCUGAAGUACGUCGGCUGGAUGUUAUUUGACAAGCAACGAGAGGUGAGACUGAAAUGUUUAAGGGCACUCCAGCAUCUGUAUGAAAACAAGGAAAUCAGCCAGAAAUUGGAACUCUUCACCAACCGCUUCAAGGACAGAAUGGUGUCCAUGGUCCUCGACAUGGAUUCUGAUGUUGCAGUAGAAGCAAUCAGCCUGUUGACACUUAUUCUGCAGAAUACCGAGGAUGUAUUGAACAAUGACGAAUGUGAGUGUGUAUACCCCUUGGUGUAUGCCUCUCACCGCCCGACUGCAGUAGCUGCGGGAAAUUUCGUAUAUGUUAAGCUGUGGCAACAUUACACUGAAGCUCGAGAGGAGACUAUAGCUAACCAGCGAGGCAAGCGCAGUACAAAUGGAGAAUUCAUUAAGCUGCUGCUCACAUUUUUCUUGGAAAGUGAGCUCCAUGAACACUGUGCAUAUUUGGUGGAUAGUCUUUGGGACCAUGCUGGAUAUGUGCUGAAAGACUGGGAGGGGAUGACCGAGCUGUUACUGGAAGAGAUUGAAGACGACGAAGUGGGUCUCAGUGAUCAAGAGGAGGCUGCUUUGAUUGAACUAAUGGUUUGCUCAAUGAGACAAGCUGUGGAGAUUCACCCUCCCAUUGGCAGACUUUCAGGAAAGAAGUUGCUGACUGCGAAGGAGAAGAAACAACAGAUGGAUGACCGUGCUAAACUGACAGAACAUCUAAUCGUCAUUAUCCCACAGCUCCUGGCCAAGUACUCUGCUGAUGCUGAAAAAGUGGCAAAUCUUCUGAAGAUUCCAAGUUUCUUUGAUCUGGACAUAUAUAGCAGCAAACGACAGGAGAAGUAUCUGGACCUUUUGCUGAAGCAGAUCCGAGACAUUGUUCAAAAACACACUGAAAUGGAAGUUCUUGAGGCUUGUAGUCGGGCCUAUUACACGCUGUGUAACGAAGACUACACCAUCCGUAACCGUGUAGACAUUGCCCGCAGCCAGAUAGUUGACACUCUCGUUGGGAUAUUCACUCACUCUGCUGAGGACCUGCUGCAUGAGGUCGGAGAAGCUGAUGAAGAUAACCUGUAUACUGUGGCCACAUCUCUGAAGAGAAUUGCUGUUCUGUACAAUGCACACGACCUUAGCAAAUGGGAACUAUUUGACAACUGCUGCCGAAUCCUGGAGCGAGGGAUUGACACGGGGGAGAUACCAGAUCAGAUCAUCAUUCAAGCUCUGCUUUGUGCUCACUUUCAUGUCCUCUGGAGACUGGCUGUCAUCUCAGAGCAUCCAGUAACCAAGGAGCAACUCAUCAGACUCCGAAAGCAACGGAACACAGUCUUCACAGUGUGUCAGCAUGGCCUGUCGAACAUCAGCUUGAAAGUGAGAGAACAGUCGUUCACCCUGCUGUGUGACCUCCUGGUGAUCUUCAGUGCUCAGAUGACAAAGGAUGGUAAUGAAGAUCUACAACCCCUGGUGUUCACAGCGGACAUGUCGUUGGUGUCUGAGCUGCUGAGCUUCGUCAUGGACCAUGUGUUUGUGGAAACAGAGGAGGAUGGAGAUGAUGAGACAGUAAAAAUUGAGAUGCUGCAUAAGAGGAGAAAUUUCCUGGCAGGAUUCUGUAAGCUCAUUAUCUACAACAUGGUGGAUCUUAGGACUGCAGCUGACAUCUUCAAACACUACAUGAAGUACUUCAGUGAUUAUGGAGACAUCAUCAAGGAGAUGUUGAGCAAAGCCCGGCAGAUCGAUAAGGUGGAAUGUGCUAAGACACUGCUGCUCAGCUUACAGCAGUUAUUUAAUGAACUUCUACAAGAUCAAGAAUAUGCUAGUCAUUCCUCUGUGGCUUUCAGUGCCAUUAAAGACCUGGGUAGGAGGUUUGCCCUAACAUUCGGCAUGGACCUGAUGAAGAGCAGACAAUCAGUUGUAUCUCUACACUUGGAUGGAAUAAAGUUUGCCUUUCGGCAGUAUCAACAUAGUGGUUUGGAAUCUUCCCCGAUAAACCUGCUGUUUCUUGAAAUUCUAAGUGAAUUCUCGUGCAAGCUUUUGCGACAGGACAAAAAAGCUGUGCUUGCCUAUCUGGACAAGAACUUCCCAGCUCCUCUCAAUACCUCCUCAGAAGCGUGGCUCCCACUGGUGGUGUACCGCAAGUCAUUGCUUGCACGAGGUGAUGAUGACACCAUGUCCAUUAUCAGUGGUAAGACAGGGAGCAUACGCAACAAAAGAGCACCUACAACUUCAGCCAAGAGAAGGCAAAUGGACGGUACAGUGUCUGACCUGAGCUCGGAUGGGACAUGGCUGCAUAGUGGAGACAGUCUGCAGAUGAGCAAUAAGUUGACAACACCAAUACUCACCUCCACGCUCCUGCGACCAGCCCAGUGGGACUCCGGCAGUCUGCAAGGCUCCGAUCAGGAUUCUGAAAAGGGCUCCGAAUCUGAGUUUGCCCAGAGCAGGUCCUGGCUUGACUCUCAAAAUCGUAAUAAGCGGCAAAAUGAUCAGGUUCAGAAAAACAGAGUACAAAAGAACCAGUCCCGACAAAAAGUUCGCAAGCAGCAGUUGUUGAGUCUAAUGGAAGAAGAAGGAGAAGACACUGAAACAGGAGAAAUUAUGUCUGAUGCCACCAGCGAGCAUUCGGAUGCAAAUAGCGAGAUCAUUCUGCAGGGAGCCCUUGGCAGACAUGGAAGAGCUGGGCUGUUGCAGGAUCUCUUUGACUCAAGUAUUCUCGACAUUGAUGAUUUCUGAAGCUGCUGGAAACUCAUCUUUAAUUUUGAUUGCUGUACAUUAAUUUGGGAUUUACAUUUGAAACGAGUCUCUGCUGUGCCACUUGUUUAAUUGUACUUGCUGACCUGCAAUUGUAGUUCAUGAGAUCACAAGGCAGAAGUAAUGGAUUAAGGCUUCUCAGACCUAGGAUAUGGGUUGUCUUUUCUUUUGUAUAGUUAAUUUGUGUUUGUAAAUUUCUGUUGUAAAAAUGUUUCUGCAGUUUACCUUACAUUUUGUUAAUAAAGGCAAUU
Hypanus sabinus (Atlantic stingray) is the source of this 4607-nucleotide messenger RNA. RefSeq names its product cohesin subunit SA-2-like. NCBI's taxonomy places the organism in Eukaryota, Metazoa, Chordata, Chondrichthyes, Myliobatiformes, Dasyatidae. Gene Ontology annotation, molecular function: chromatin binding. Bases 58 to 4338 code for a protein of 1426 amino acids. The transcript has 37 exons. The record is from RefSeq and is a predicted model, not a curated record. Gene Ontology annotation, biological process: sister chromatid cohesion. Gene Ontology annotation, cellular component: chromatin; cohesin complex; nucleus.